Oncorhynchus keta (chum salmon) is the source of this 1158-nucleotide messenger RNA. RefSeq names its product pirin (gene pir). Gene Ontology annotation, cellular component: nucleus. The record is from RefSeq and is a predicted model, not a curated record. The coding region runs from base 248 to 1021 and encodes 257 amino acids. NCBI's taxonomy places the organism in Eukaryota, Metazoa, Chordata, Actinopteri, Salmoniformes, Salmonidae. Gene Ontology annotation, molecular function: quercetin 2,3-dioxygenase activity. The transcript has 9 exons. Gene Ontology annotation, biological process: monocyte differentiation.
GCAACAGAUGCAGUGUUGGCAACCGCGACAACAACAUGACUGCGCUUGGAAGAUGAUAGGCUUAUAAUUCUGUUGUUGCCUACACACUGGGAGGAUUUGACAGCCUACAUUACGUGCUUGUCUGAUUCUAGUUGAUAUUCGGAGUAAAUUAGUCUUGUUGAGUCCACAUCCAACUUCUGCAAGUAUUUUUGCUCAAGGUGUACCAUAAUAAAUAAGGUACUACUAGUAAAUAACCCUAUCCUCUACAAUGAGGAUAAGAAGAGUUGUGAAGACGGUGUUGAGUGUGGAGCAGGUAGAAGGUGUGGGAGCCCAUGUCCGCAGAAGCAUAGGAAGAAAGGAGCUGAUGAACCUGGAUCCUUUCUUGAUGUUGGAUGAGUUCAAAGUCAAAAAGCCAUCAGGCUUCCCUGAUCACCCCCACAGAGGCUUUGAGACCGUGACCUACGUUUUGAAAGGCGUUUCAGCUCAUGAGGAUUUCUGUGGUCACUCUGGACUACUGAAACCAGGGGAUUUACAGGUAGGGAAACACCUUGUGACACUCACAGUACAGUCUGUAGGUUCCUACUCUUCACCAGACUCCCACCAGAACCAAACUAUAAAUGUCUUGUCCUUUUUUUUUGUCCAGUCAAAAAUCUUCACCAGGACUCCAACGCUGUAUCUGGACUUGAAGCUGGAUGGAGGAGCCAAGCAUGUACAACCAGUUCCUUCAGGAUGGACCUCGUUUAUCUACACACUGGCAGGAUCUGUCUGUGUUGGUCCAGAUGCAGAGCAACGGAAAGUGGAGCCACAUCACACCAUCGUGUUUGAUGAUGGAGACUGCAUAGCCGUAGAAAACAAGACAUCAGAGGUUUGCCAUUUUGUCUUGAUUGCGGGACAGCCGAUCAAUGAACCGGUGGUCCAACAUGGUCCGUUUGUGAUGAACACGGAAGAGGAGAUCAACCAGGCAGUCAGAGACUACAGGACAGGGACCAAUGGGUUCGAGAGGGCUACGGCUUGGAGGUCUAAGAUCAGGGAAUCCUUCUAAGAAUCCGCAGACAUCUUCUAAUCAUUUUAUAGGUCUUGUCUUGUUACGGUCAUGUGACCAAAGUGUAUUUUAAUCAUGAACCAGCUUGAUGUGUGUUUGUCUCUUUUUAAAUCAUUAAAGUUCUCAUUUUAUACUGA